AUGCCGAGCCACAAGAGUUUCCGCACCAAGCAGAAGCUUGCCAAAGCUCAGAGACAGAACCGUCCUAUCCCCCAGUGGAUUCGUCUCAGGACUGGUAACACCAUCAGAUACAACGCUAAGCGGAGGCACUGGCGCAAGACCCGUCUCGGUAUCUAA
This is a messenger RNA of Aspergillus alliaceus, 156 nucleotides long. Its product is annotated as 60S ribosomal protein eL39. The transcript is spliced from 3 exons. Gene Ontology annotation, biological process: translation. The coding region runs from base 1 to 156 and encodes 51 amino acids. Lineage: Eukaryota; Fungi; Ascomycota; Eurotiomycetes; Eurotiales; Aspergillaceae. The record is from RefSeq and is a predicted model, not a curated record. Gene Ontology annotation, cellular component: ribosome; cytosolic large ribosomal subunit. Gene Ontology annotation, molecular function: structural constituent of ribosome.